AUAAAAUAGACAUUGGCCUCGGUCGUAUUUAUACAUAUUUUACAGUACUGAUACCAGCGAUAUGUGAUAGUUUGUCCCUGUUUUCUUUGUAAGGUAAAGCUUGACGAUGGACGACAAGAACGAAGACUUGUGCCCGUUUUGUUUUGACAAAGUUACCUUUCUUUGUUUGUCAUGCAAGAUCCAUCUAUGUAGAAACUGUGUAUCGGUACACAUCAAAAUGAAACCCAGGGAUUCUCACAAAAUUGUCGUUGCCAACGAGAAAAGUCAAGUAAAAACAAAACAGCUAAAAGUAUUGGGGAAAAUAUCAAGUGGAAUGGAAAGUCUGUGUGAUAUAUCAUACAACGAAAAUGGAACGUUUUAUUCCUGUUCCGAAAUAAGCAAAAGCAUUAGCCUAUUAGACGAUUCUGGUUUAACAAGAGAUACUUUUGAGGGAUGUAAAAACCCCUUGUGUCUUACAGCGAGUUCAAACGGUGUGCUGUAUACAGAAUUUGGAAUUAAAGCGGUCAUGUUUAAUUCUAAAGGACGAACCAAGCAUUUAUUUUCUACAGGAGAUUGGCAACCACAGGGAAUAACCAUGUCCAAAUCAGGCAACAUCUUGUUAACUCUACGCAGAAAAAAUGAGUCUAAACUUAUCGUAAGCAAUCCUCAUGGAUACGUCUGUCGUGAAAUCCAGUACCACAACAACAAACCCCUAUUUUUCGACCCGUGGUAUGUUGCUGAAAAUCCAAAGGGCGAUAUUUGUGUUUCUGACCAAGCAAGGAGGGCUCUUAUUUGUAUCAAAACUAAUGGCGAACUUAUUUUCAAAUAUUACGGAAGAGGAAGUUCGUUCUAUCCACGCGGAUUAUGCGCAGAUGCUACUUCCCAUUUCAUAGCUGCCGAUCCGUGGAAUAAUCUUUUGCACUACAUCUCUUCUUGUGGAGAACUUGUUUAUUAUCUGAAGUAUGAUUCCAUGGAUAGCCCUAUGGGUUUAUCCUGUAAUUAUGACCGCAAAAAUAGUUUUCUUAUUUGUGAAGUAAGUGGUUCUAUAUAUCAUGUUGAAUUAGAAUGAAAAGAAUAUUUAAGUAGUUCAUGUCUGUACUAAAUCAUAUUUUUUUCCACACACGAAAUUUAUUUUUGAAUAAAAUAAAGGGAAUUUACUCUCAAUACAAUUUCUGUGAGAUUUUAAUUGUUUUUUUUUAUGGAAGUUGUUAGAUAAUCUACAGGUACAAGUGAGAUUUUAAUGCUAAUUCUUUUAUAUAUUUUUUCAUGGUAUUUAC
Magallana angulata is the source of this 1256-nucleotide messenger RNA. RefSeq lists its product as uncharacterized. Lineage: Eukaryota; Metazoa; Mollusca; Bivalvia; Ostreida; Ostreidae. The transcript is spliced from 2 exons. The record is from RefSeq and is a predicted model, not a curated record. Bases 107 to 1048 code for a protein of 313 amino acids.